AUGACUUCAUUAUCAGAACAGGUAACCUUGUCGAAUGUCAACUCUUCUCCUUGCACAUUGGGGCAGGCUUCAUCACCUGAGGAACUUGACGUAUCUCCACUUCAAAAAUCAAAUUCUAAUAUCAGCUCAGAAAUAGACGGUGUACCUGGACAUAGGAUGCCCAAAUACAAAGGUAGGCCACCGGUGUCGGAAGUUCCGGAACUUUUGGAAUUGUGUGAAGAUUUAUAUGAGCAAAGAAAUAUUUCAGGAUUGGCUAUGCUGGCUCGUCAAAGAGGCCUCCCACCGUCUUUGAGAUACAAAAUAUGGCCGGUUUUAUUAAAAUAUCAUCCAUAUGUUCAACAUCCAUAUAUAGAACCAGAUUUCGACGAAGACGACGAAGACAAUGAAGCCGAUGAAGAAAAGGAGGAAGAAGAAUAUCACAGCGAUAACAAAGAUAAUAAAAAGGAAGGCAGUAAUCAAGGGACAAAUUUAAAUGGUCGAAACGUAAGAUUUGAUUCCUCGUCGUUUUGCUUGAAUGAUAGUGAGGAUGAAAGUGGAGAGAAAACAAACACGAAGGAUACAGGUAAGAGUGCUGACAUUUCAAAGGAAAUAGAUUUUGAUAUGAAGAAGUAUGUGCGGAAUUCUGAAAAAUUUAAAUCUGCUAAAAUGACACCGGAAAUAAAAGAACUGUACCAGUUACAGGAAAAGAUAUUUUCUACGAUAAAACACGCCAUUCUAAAAUUUCUAAAUAAAUGGGGCUCAAUUUUGAAGUACAGUUCUGGUCUUACAUGGAUUGCGUUUGGAUUAGCGGAGUGGGUGCCUCCUUUAAUUGGCUCUGAAUUUGUCCUUUGUGGUCGUGAUGAUAUUGCAAAAAACGGUACAAAAUUACGAAAUGUUAACGAUAGCUACUUCGAACGCUGUGAAUCGUACAAUAAAGAGUACUCAAGCAAUUCAUCAACCAUGGAAACUACACCAGUGAUAUCCGGGUCUCCGAGGUCCAUUUCGAGCUUAGGAAAUGCAAGCUUAACAUCAGAUGGUACUAAUUCCUCUCAGAUUAGUGGUGAUGUACCAAAGGACCCUUUCAGACCCAUGAGCUUUUCUGAAAUAUUCGAAAGACUUGUUUUGGUAAUUCUUCAUUCUCCAGAUCCAUCUGAAAGAGGGCGUCCAACAUCUACUGGAAUUGAAUUCCAGGGUUACAGUCAGAAUAAGAACCGAAAAUCAAAUCAGAAGUUGGAGGAACUUCCGAAAUUUGGGGGAACUAUAGAGGAUCGUGUCUCCUUCUUUUUUUUUGGGAUGAGAAAACUUAUGCCGGAAUUAUACAGCUAUCUUUCAGAUGAAGAUUGUUUGAAAGGUGAUUGGAUAUUAUGGUGGCUGAAAUACUGCGGAUCAAAAGAGUGGUCGCGUUAUGAUCGUGGAAGAACAUGGGAUAUGCUUCUUGGUUUUCGAAUAAAUUGUCAUCAUUUUGAAAGAGAUAUACCAUACCUUAAUAAUCUAACAGAUGAUCAGAUUGCUCUUCUAGGUCCAGAUCUUUUUUGGUAUCUGAAUGCUGAUGAUUCUGUUAUAAAUAACGGUCAUCAAGAUGUGAGUACGCUAUCAAGUGGUAAAGGUCGACGUUCGCGUGGUUCUCGAAAAUCAUCCUCAUUAAUUACGCUGUUGAAUCAAGUUUCUGUUGGCGAUAAUCAUACUGCGACGUUUUCUACCCUAUCAUUAGAGGAUAGAAGUGAUCGAGUUUCAGAACGAUUUAUUCAGUUGCCAUUUUCUGUUAUUGAUCCACAUAUUCAAAUUGUUUUUAUUUCUUUGGCAUUCCUGAAGUCUAAAGAGUUUACUAUAAUGGAACUUGAUCAAUUUGAAAUCAUUCAGCUGUUCAGUCGUCUCUCAUCUUUAAAAACGUCAGAGAUUCGCUCGUUUGUAUCAGCUGAAGAAAAUGCAAACGGCCAUAAGAAUCAUUAUGUGAAGAAAUCUAACAGAGAUAUUGAAAAUAUAAUACUGGAGGCUGGUGAACUAUGGCGGAAAUUUAUUUACAUGGAAAUGGUGGAAGAAAACUCAUGA
Messenger RNA from Brettanomyces bruxellensis, 2028 nucleotides. RefSeq lists its product as uncharacterized. Bases 1 to 2028 code for a protein of 675 amino acids. The record is from RefSeq and is a predicted model, not a curated record. The transcript has a single exon. Lineage: Eukaryota; Fungi; Ascomycota; Pichiomycetes; Pichiales; Pichiaceae.